GCGCCGCAGCCCCGCCUCUGCGGCGUCACAGUCCUGGCCGCAGCAGCAGCAACAACAACAACAAGAACCGCGAGGACGAGGCCAAGGGCAGCGGCGGCAGCUAGAGCAGCCCCGCUCCGGGCGUCUUGGGCAGCGGGGCGGAGAUGGCGCUUCGGCAGGCGCUGGGAAGGGGCGCGCGGCUGGGCCGGGGCCUGCUGUGGCGCUGGCUCGGAGGAGCGCCUCCCCCUCCUGCGCCGCCCAAGCCGGCCGCCUUUCUCGCCCGCCGCCCGCAGCAGCCGCCGCCGGCCCGCCCGGGCUUCCUGCGCGAGGCCGCGGCCCGGCUGGGCCUGACCGGCGGGCCUCCGUCGCCGGGCCUGCUGCUGUUCCGGCAAAUGGCGCCGCGGGUCCCCCUCGGGCCCCGCCGCCUCGGGCUGGCCUUCGGCCUCGGGCUGGCGCUUCUAGAGCCGGCGCUGGCCGAGCAGAGGCAGGCGAGCGAGGCCUGUAAGGGCAUCCAGACAAUAUUUAUCCAGAGGAACAAACCUCAGAAAGAGCCCCUGGGCUUAUUCCGCCAGCAAGGCUUCAAAUUGGAAGAAUAUUCCAUUGGACGAUCUAUUGGCAAAGGCUGCAGCGCAGCUGUGUAUGAAGCAACAACCCCUUUUGCCAUGCCUCACAAAGCAAGUUCGGAGCCAAAAGCUGAUCAUUUUGAUCAUUACGAUGGUUCAGAUGCCCAGACUGGAGGGGGAAAGCUCUGCCAAGUUGGUUGUUGGAGAACUGGCUUCCCGCUGGCAAUCAAGAUGAUGUGGAACAUUUCGGCUGGUUCUUCAAGCGAAGGCAUCCUCAACUCCAUGUCACAGGAGCUUGUUCCAGCCAGCGGUUCAGCCUUAUCUGGAGAAUUUGGUGCGAUCACUCCUCCCAGGCAACUUGUCUUCGGGAAGAAGAGGCUGAAACCUCAUCCAAAUAUAGUCCAGGUGCUUCGAGCAUUCACAUCACACGUCCCACUGCUUCCUGGUGCAACGGUGGACUAUCCAGAUGUUCUGCCCUCCACACUGAAUCCCUCUGGAAUAGGGCACAGCCGCACACUCUUCCUAGUGAUGAAAAACUACCCAUGUACACUGCGCCAGUAUCUCUGCGACAGGAGCCCAGCUGCCCACCUGGGCACCAUGAUGAUCCUGCAGCUACUGGAAGGAGUGGACCACCUCGUUCGACACGGAGUGGCUCACAGGGAUUUGAAGUCUGACAACAUCCUUGUUGAGUUUGACGCCGCUGGGUGUCCAGGGCUGGUCAUCUCAGAUUUUGGCUGCUGUUUGGCUGACAAAACAAUUGGCUUGAAACUCCCUUUUACUAGCUGGUAUGUGGAUCGUGGGGGCAAUGGCUGCCUCAUGGCGCCAGAGGUGGUCACUGCGACCCCCGGUCCCGGGGUUGUGAUAGACUACAGCAAAGCAGAUACAUGGGCGGUUGGGGCAAUGGCAUAUGAGAUCCUUGGUGCCCAUAACCCCUUCUACGGCAAAGGGGGAGCUGCUCUGGAAAGCAGGAGCUAUCAAGAUAAGGACCUGCCGCCCUUGCCAGAUACUGUACCCCUGGAAGUGAGGAAGCUGGUUGGGUUGCUGCUUCGGAGGGAUCCGGCCAAGAGGCUCUCUGCACGAGUUGCAGCCAACAUCCUCCACCUGAGUCUCUGGGGUGGUGAUACUCUCAGCCUGGAAGACCUGAGACCCGCCAAGAUGGUUGGCUGGCUUCUUCACCAAUCACUCGCCACCUUAUUGACAGAUCGCUUUGGAGAUGGGAGCAAAGUCGAAACAACGCUGAAGAGGUGCUUUCUGGCAAACCUGGAGUAUGAAGAUCUCUUUGAGGCAGCCGCCCUGCUCCACUCUUGGAGGAGCAUAGUGUCGUGAUGGGCUCAGAUCUGCUCACAGCUGUUGUUGACAUUUCCUCUGAUGUUCCACUAAAAGCAUUUAAACUGGCUAAGCUACCUCUUCCUUGCAGGCCGAAAAAAAAUACUGUAGGUAAGAAGCACUUUCUAGGGAUUGGAGUGUUCUCAUUGCAAAGGUAGAUUGGGUUUGGUUCUGCUGAAAAAACCCCCAAACAAACCUGAUGUGGUCAUUGCAUUUGGCCAGCAAAGAAAUUUAGGUUGAUUGUGUUGCUUUGAAAACAGAGUAACUGGCUGCAGUAGUUCCUUUUCAAGAAUUGGGUCUCUGCUUCAAACAUCUUAAGAGUCUCUGUUGAGAAGGGAGGCAGCAUUGAUGCAAAAUAGUGCCCUCCAGAUGUUUCAGAGGGAGUGUUUCAGAUGGGAGUUGCCUUAGAAGGGGAUGGCUCCUCUACCAGUUCCAUGCACCCCAGCUGAAACGAAACCUUUAUAGGAUUGCUCUGCUGAUCUUUCCUACUUAGUCCUUCUAGACUUCCCCAGCCAAAAUGCAUGUUAAUUGUUCAGUUGUUAAUUAAUCAGUGAAUGAGCACAACAAGGAAAUAAAGAAACUAUUCUAGAGCCAAAAAGAUAAACAUGUUUAAUCUAAACAGGGCACCAAUAAUAUCUGGCAAGGGUCCUUAAACAAAGAGACAAGGUUACUUGAACUGUAAUGAGCACAAAACAAACUCAUUUAGAUAAGGUACCUGCUGGAAAGAACAGCUGUAUAUUUUGUGAAUGCAGAGCUGAAGGGAAGCACAUACUGGUCCCUGCCUAAGAGCCACUGGUGGCAUGGAUUUUGGUGUGUAUUAUAGUCUAUUGUAAAUCACCUUGAGAUUGAAAGGCAGGAUGUAAUCUUCUAAAUAAUGGGUGGCUCACCUGCCGCCCCCCCCCCAGAUGUUGGAGGCUGCAACAUUUGGCCAGUGGUCAGGGGGUGUUGGGAGCUGCAGUCCAGCAACAGCUGGAGGCUGAGAAAUGCCUAAUCCUUGUUAUAGAGAAGUGGGGGUGGGGAGACUGUGUGAAGGACAAGAAUGUUAUAGGGAAGCAAAGUGAAAGGAGGACUUUGAAUCAGGAGGAGAAAGCACCUUCCAUUUGGACUGGAGUACUUCCAUAUAUUUUUUUGCUAAUUGGGGUAGGAGCAGUGAAGGGUCAUUUGCAUUUAAGACAUCCAAAUAUUCCAAGUUUGAUUCUUUUCUUUAUAUUAAAAAAGAGAAGCAUCACACCACUUUGAUGAUCCAGCUGGCAACAAAAAAUUCUGUCCUUGCCUUGCCAUCCCAAUCACUUGCCUAUCAAGGAUUCCACAUGUUUGCCUGCAUAGAAUUCCUGAUCAUUCAUAGCGACCAAGCCAAGCAGUUUAAAGGAUGCUUUAGUGACACAGGACUUCUAAAAAAAUAGAUAUUUCAAUACUAGAAAGGAAGUUGACGGAAUCCCAGACCACUCCAUGCAGUUGAUUUCUAGAAAGCAACUAUCACAGUGAUCUACCACAUAUACUUUUGGAGACUAUUUUAAGACUUAAAAACAGGGCGGGGGAGGGGGUUGGUUCACAUGACAUCUGCAACUAUAAAACAAUUCCCAUGCUGGAGGGUGCAAGAGUCCCUGGAUUAUUCCCUCUUCAUAUGAUGAACAAGAGGAGAGGUGAAAGGGCUGGGGUGGGGGAGAGAAGUAUCUACCUAAGCUUUGGCAUCACAGUAGGCUCACUGAGCCACCUCUCAUUUGGCAGAAUGAGUAAACGUUGAUGUUCUACGGAAUCACUUUGGGGUGUUAAUAGCCUGUGUUGAGCAUUCUUAAUUACUUUAGUUAGACUUGGUAGCUGUUGAGGUGUUUGUUGCUAGUUGGGAGAGUGAAUUAGGUUACCUAUUGGUGAAAUAAAGUGUGUGUUACUUAAACACUAAAAGAGUA
Messenger RNA from Podarcis muralis (Common wall lizard), 3775 nucleotides. It is a transcript of the gene PINK1, whose product is annotated as PTEN induced kinase 1. Gene Ontology annotation, cellular component: mitochondrion. Gene Ontology annotation, molecular function: protein serine/threonine kinase activity; ATP binding. Gene Ontology annotation, biological process: regulation of apoptotic process; protein phosphorylation; positive regulation of mitochondrial fission. The record is from RefSeq and is a predicted model, not a curated record. Lineage: Eukaryota; Metazoa; Chordata; Lepidosauria; Squamata; Lacertidae.